Messenger RNA from Stylonychia lemnae, 1203 nucleotides. The record is from the annotation of a GenBank genome assembly. Lineage: Eukaryota; Ciliophora; Spirotrichea; Sporadotrichida; Oxytrichidae.
AUGAUAAGUAAAUUCAGAAAAGCUUAAAAGACUAAACUUGAGAAGAUAGAUCUAAGUCAUGAAAUAGAGGAAAAGAGCAAAAGACUUGCAGAUUUGAUUGCAAAUUCUAAAAAUUUCACUUGCUUUACUGGAGCAGGGCUGAGUACCUCAACUGGAAUACCCGAUUAUAGAAGUACUUCACAAACAAUUAUCAAAACUGGAGCUGGUUAAUAUGAGUUACCUCCUGAAACUACAGAUUAGCAAAAGAUAGUAUUUUUAAAUGAGACUAGGAGACAAGUCUAGGCAGCUAAGCCUAGUCUUUCGCAUAUGGCCCUCUUCGCACUAAUGUAAAAUGGCUACUUAAAGCAUGUGAUAAGUCAAAACACAGAUGCUCUGCAUUUGAAAUCUGGGAUACCUUAUAGUAAUUUAACUGAACUUCAUGGGAAUACUACUAUUGAGUACUGCAAAUCAUGUAGCAAAAUGUAUUUUAGAGAUUUUAGAUGCAGGGUCUCUGAGGAUCCUAGAAAUCAUAUCACAGGCAGAAAAUGCGAAGACACUACAUGUGACGGGGAUCUAGCAGAUGAAAUUGUACACUUCGGUGAAAGCAUUCCUAAAGACAAAUUAGUUGAAGCUCUAACUGUUGCUUAAUAGAGUGAUUUGCAGCUUUGCAUGGGCACUUCUCUAAGAGUAAAGCCAGCUAAUCAGAUUCCUAUUCAAACCCUCAAGAAUAAAGGCAGCAUUGCAAUCGUGAAUCUGCAAUACACGCCAUUUGAUGAGCAUGCUCACAUCAGAAUACAUUCUCUUACAGAUCAAGUGCUAGUUAGUGCAUGCAGUCAUCUUAAUAUUGAGAUACCAGAAUAUAGUCUGAAAAGAAGAAUCCAUAUAACUAGACCUCCCUUAAAUGAAAAUAGUUUGUCACUUUAUGGGACAUACGGCAAUCAUAAAAACAUGAAGUUAUCAUUCAUGCAGAGAAUAGAGUACUUUGAUAGCCAUAAACAUAUCUAUCUAAAUCUUGAUAAAGAACCUUUCCAUAUUCCAGAUGAUUACUUAAUAAUGGAUAGCACAAUCGAUGAUGAGGUCGAGUUCAGGAUACACUUCUAUGGGCAUAAUAGAGAGCCUUACUAUUCAUUAUUGCUACCUAGAUCUUCGCUUAAGGAAUUAAAGUCUUAGGAACAUUUAGUUUGUGAUAUUACUUUUGAUUAUAAUAAAUUAGAGUGGAUUUGA